Molecule: messenger RNA, 3500 nt
Organism: Gadus morhua (Atlantic cod)
Lineage: Eukaryota; Metazoa; Chordata; Actinopteri; Gadiformes; Gadidae
Product: toll-like receptor 13
Exons: 2
Coding region: 295-3225 (976 amino acids)
Biological process (GO): toll-like receptor signaling pathway; inflammatory response
Cellular component (GO): plasma membrane
Molecular function (GO): signaling receptor activity; protein binding
Source: RefSeq, a predicted model, not a curated record
CGUAACGCGCGCUCAGACACAAAACAUCUGCUCGACGCGCUCACACCAGGCUUGGCCACCGAGCGCUGCACGCUCUAUCGUAUUUCCAAGAGUGAAAAAGGUUUAUAUUUAUCCGACUAUUUGGGUUAAAUCUUCAGGCGUCGGCGUACAACAAGGUUUCUGGGAUACAUUACUAAUCUCAUACACUGCAAUAAUGAAAAUAAUGGAAUUGCACUAAAAAAGAACAGUGAUCCAGAUUCAAACCAUGCACAGGAAAUACCCUGGGAGCUUCUCUUGACCUUAAUAUUCAUCAAAAUGGCGGAUUCAACAAGACACCUAUCAAUAUUGACAGUUGGGCUUUUGAUUCAUUUGUCCCAUCAGUACGGCUUUAAAAAUUGCAUUGGAAAUCAAUACUCAAAUAAUCUGACAUUCACUUGCAGUCAACGAGCCGAAAAGCUCAUAUCUCUAAUUGUGGGUGACCUGCCAGCAUCUGCCAUCAACAUCACCAUUGGAAAUAAUAACGUCUCGCACAUACCCACAGAGAGCUUUUUACGCUUUUUCAAAUUGGAAAACCUUUCUAUGGACAGUAACAAUUUGAAGUUCAUUGACGGGCUUGCUUUCCGGAGAAUGCAUCAACUCAGGACUCUCAUCUUGUCUUCCAACCGCCUAUCAAAACUCAACUGCUCGGUUUUUCAGGACCUUUACAACCUCACUUAUCUCUCACUGAAACACAACCUCUUGGAAGACCUCCCCCAGAGCCUCUUCACUUCCACCCCUCAGUUGAACACCUUGAUCUUACGAAAUAACAGUCUGCAUAACUUCUCUGUCGUCGUGCAAUCCGUUUCUUCCCUAAGUCAACUGAAGACGCUAGAUCUUGGCUUUAACUUUUUGACAUCCCUCACUCAUUUAAACAGCUCAUUGCCUAAGAGCCUGACUGAAUUGUUUGUAUGUGGAAAUAAGUUGUUAUCAUUGGCUUGCGCUGAUUCAUUUCUCACGAACAUCAGACUACUAGAUUUAUCAAAGAACGUGGAACUAUCAACUACUGCUUUCAAAGGAGUCGACCUAGCGCAGAUUCGCUAUUUACAGAUGGGUUCAACAAAAGUUAAAAUAUUUGAAUUUUUCAAAGUGACCAACGUUGAUGCUACUUAUGUUGACUUCUCUGACAUGGGCUUAACCGAUCCAAGUCAGAUCAUUAAGCUAUGCACGUUUUUUAGGAAAAGUAAACACACGACCCACAUGACUCUGAAAUUGAAUAGAUUUAAUAUGUUACCAAAUACUUCAUUAACCAACUGCCCUCAAAUCACAGGAACAUUCGACAUCUCCUCAAACAAUCUGAAACAGGUCAAAUGUCUCGAGUUUCUUGAAGGACAGAAACACAUAAAAAGUUUCAAAAUAGAGCACAACCACAUCAAACGACUGUUGUCCUGCAAAGGUACAAAAUAUAAGCUUCCCCUCACAGAGUUGAGCUUUCGUUACAAUCGCAUCCUCUCAGUCAAAUCUGACGCCUUUGCUCACACACCAAAUGUCACAAUUUUAAACCUCAACAUAAACAGCAUUGCUAGUCUUCAUUUCGGAGCACUCAGGGGGCUAACCAAGCUCCAGAUACUCCGUCUGGACAACAACCUCUUGACUGAGUUGUGGAGCAGCACCUUUGAGGGCUUAAGUAGCCUUGAAACCUUGAAUCUUCGCAACAACCGCAUCGCUGUGAUUUUCUAUGGCAGAUUCCAAGAUCUUGGUCGGCUGACUAUCUUGGACCUGGGCGGGAAUAAAAUCUCCCAUAUUUAUGAAGGUGGCCUCAAGGGAUUGAAACGUCUAAGAAACCUCUACUUGGAUGGAAACAACCUUAAACAAAUAGAUAGCAUUGAGUUCGCUCCGUUCCAAAACACCCUGGAAGUGUUGGAUCUACUUAAGAACCGGAUUCGUUUCACUCAUGAAAUUUUCGUUUCUCCUUUUGUGAAUCUCAGCCGUCUCAGGGAUCUUAAACUGGAUGGACAACAGCCCUUCGGUAUAACCCGGCUGCCUCAUGGCUUUUUCCGAGGUCUUCACUCCCUGAGAAAUCUGUACCUUACCAACAACCGCAUCGAUCACCUCGCUUCUGACACCUUUGACGAUCUGACAGGCCUGGCUUAUCUAACGCUAGAUAACUCGUGCAAUGGCUUGGUAAAUCUCGAGCGGGGGAGCUUCAAAAACCUGAGGAAUUUGAAGAGGCUGAGUCUGCAAAAUAUGGGCCUUCAGAAUUUGUCCAAAGAAGUUUUUGGACAUCUUGCCAAACUACAAGGCUUAUACCUUACCCAUAACGUGAUGCAGCACAUUGAUGUGGAGGUUCUGAACAGCCUCAGUAGCCUCAGCUACCUUGACAUAAGAAAGAUUCCACUCAGCUGUACAUGCCAAAACCUAGAACUGCAAAACUGGACGCUUAAUAACUAUAAAGUGCAAUUGAUAUAUUUGCAUAGCCUGCGAUGCAAAGAGAGCAUUGGUAAUUUUUUCUUCAAUUUUGACACAAAGGUUUGUUUUGUAGACCUUGAAAAGUAUAUGUUUUUCGUUACGGCUGCUGUUAUUUUUGUUUCCAUUGUAGUCCCUCUAUUACAUUUCAAGCUAUAUUGGAAAAUGAAAUAUGGCUAUUAUGUGUUCCGUGCCUGGUUCAGCGAACAGUGGCGCAAACUGAGGGAAGACGAGGAAAACUGUGAAUAUGACGCAUUCAUCUCCUAUAAUUUCAACAACGAAGCCUGGGUUCUAGAGCAGCUGCUCCCAAACUUGGAGGGAAACGGCUCCUCGUUCAAACUUUGCCUUCAUCACCGGGACUUUGAACCGGGACGCAACAUAGUGGACAACAUCGUGUCCGCUGUGUAUGGCAGCCGCAAGACGCUUUGUGUUGUGAGCCGGAACUUUCUGCAGAGUGAGUGGUGUUCACUGGAGAUCCAGCUGGCCAGCUACCGGCUCUUUGACGAGCAUCGGGACGUUCUGCUGCUGGUGUUCCUGGAGCAUAUCCCAGAGAGGGAGCUUUCCUCCUACCACCGCAUGAGGAAGGUCAUGUUGAGGAAGACCUAUUUGCAGUGGCCCGGCUCGGAGUGCACCGACCCGGCCAUGGCCCAACUGCUCUUCUGGAAACAGCUCCGGAGGGCUCUGAGGACAGGAAGUAGAAUGGAGGACGAGGACGCAGCAGGCGAAAAGAAAAGCUCUGGGACUGCAGAAGGAGACCAAACCGACUCUGCAGUAAAUCCUACUGCUGAGGAAAUCUAUCAAUGAAAAUAUGUGUAAUUAUCUGAGACAGUUUAAUCAUAUCGUCAAUGAUUGAUGAUUGUUAUAUUUUUAUUUGAAUCUGUUGCCAAAGGUGUUAGUAGACGAUUGGAAUUUUAUUCUGGUUUCUAAAUGUGUAUUACAGACAGCUCAUGUUUUUUUUGUAUUUUCUUUAAAUAGGAUCACUGUGUUGUUUUUGUCAAGCCCCCAGGAGCAUUGCAUACUUCCGCAAUCCACCAGUGCUAAGCGGCCAAGCCUGGUAUUGCACCCGUUUUAGCGGGCUG